GAAGUCGUUAGAUAUACACAUGGGACAUGGCCAUAUCCUUGCCGGAUAAGAUAAUGCAGUUUAUGACGGUUAAAUGCGAAAGUCGUAAGCCGUGAGAGAAGAGAGAGAAAUUAGCGUUGGGGCUGUGGGCUCUGUAAAUGGUGGCCAUGGAGAUUACGAGGACUCUCCUCCCGUCCUCCUCCUUCUCUAACCUCCGCCGCGCUCCUCCGUUAUUCCAUUUUCACGUCUCGCCGUCGAGUUCGUUAUGCCCAGAUGUCCUUCACUCUCAGAUCUCACUCCCCAUUACCUCUCGCUCUCACUUCCGUAAACCUCUCGCCGUCUCCGAUGGCAGCGCUUCCGCAACCAAGGUUGCUGUAGAUGAUCCCUCUCUUGAAGUGAAGAAGAAGGCAAUGGACGUGUCACCUGAACUCAAAGGAACUACUAUAUUCCUUGUCGGAAUGAAGAGCUCCAUAAAGACCAGUUUGGGGAAAUUCCUUGCCAAUGUGUUACGAUACUAUUACUUCGACAGUGAUAGCUUGGUUGAGGAAGCUGCUGGCACUCUAUCUGCCGCCAAAUCUUUACGGGAGGUUGACAAGAGCGGUUUCCAAGAGUCUGAGACUGAAGUGUUGAAGCAAUUAUCAUCCAUGGGUCGGUUAGUGGUCUGUGCUGGAGAUGGUGCAACUCAGAGUUCAACAAAUCUUGCUCUUUUAAGACAUGGGAUCACAAUAUGGAUUGACGUGCCUUUAGACAUUGUGGCCAGGGGUAUGGUCGAAGAUCAAACUCAGCUCUCUGCAUACGAUCUAUCUACUUCGGUAUCUUAUCCAGAGGUUUUGACUCGCUUAAGUACUGCAUAUGAAGAGAUGAGAGGUGGAUAUGCAAUAGCUGAUGCAACCGUAUCUGUUCAGCAAGUAGCUGGUAAGUUAGGUUAUGAUGAAAUUGAUGAUGUGACCACCGAAGACAUGGUUCUGGAGGUUCUCAAGGAGGUAGAGAAACUGACUAGAGUGAAGAAGAUGAUGGAAGCAGCAGCAAGACCCUUUUAACAUCCUACCACUCCAUAAGGUGGCAGGCAGUUUCAUCAUAUGAGUAACUAGAUUGAGAUUGUGGUCUCUGAUGGAUGACAUUGUUGUUGAAAUCGAAAACGCUAUCUGUGCCAGUAUCUUUGUCCAUUUUAUGUGUUGCUUUAGUAUUAGACUCAUCUAAAUUCUACAGGGUUAGAGUGGGCUUAACAAAGUGUAGGCCCUAAACCUAAACGAUGGGCGGCCCAUUUGGGAAUAAGGUGGGUGGUGCAUAAAAAGGAGCAAAAGGAGUUCAACUGCGGCACACAAAAGGAAGAGGAACAGCUUUGCUGCUGUGACUAUAUGACUAUUUUGAGGACUAUUAGCCUGCAACUUAUAAAUCAAUACAAAUAACAAAGAAGGAGACACCAUCUGAUCUGAGCAUCGACGGCGACGACGUCUCACAAGUCGAAACCCAGAAGCUUUUCUUGUAAUAAUUUAUGUUCCUCCUACCAUGAAUUUACAAGUGUUCCUUCGCUUUGUUGCCACGGUAAGUGGCUCCAAGCCUCCUACUGCCACGUUCCUUAUUUUUCUGUGCCACAUGAUGCUAGAGAUGAAACAGUCGGCUAUUUAGGUGUGUAUCCAAUCGAUGGUGUUGGCAUUUUCCAUAUGGUUGUUUGGAAAUUUUCAAUGACGAUAAACCAUUUAGAAUGUUUUGGACUUUUGCCCCAAGUAUCUAACAGUAUUUAUAUCUUUGAGACUGACUUUACUUGACGCUUUUGAUUAUGUAUAAGAGAUUGUAUAUUCAGAUAGUCGUUUUCAUCGCCACACACACUUCAAACCCUAGUGAAUAAAUUGAUCACAUAGCUAGUAGAGGACGUAAUCUCUCUUAAACUAUGGAGGGGUUUCUUUUCUAUGAUAUAAACAUGCAACGGAUUAUGCGGGUUAAUUUCUUGCAUCUACGGAUGUUACUUGAAACUACUUUCCUAGAGACCCCCGUUGUUUUACC
This is a messenger RNA of Fragaria vesca subsp. vesca, 1983 nucleotides long. Its product is annotated as probable inactive shikimate kinase like 1, chloroplastic-like. Gene Ontology annotation, cellular component: chloroplast. The transcript is spliced from 10 exons. The record is from RefSeq and is a predicted model, not a curated record. Lineage: Eukaryota; Viridiplantae; Streptophyta; Magnoliopsida; Rosales; Rosaceae. Bases 138 to 1019 code for a protein of 293 amino acids.